This is a messenger RNA of Scleropages formosus (Asian bonytongue), 1383 nucleotides long. RefSeq names its product histidine-rich glycoprotein-like. Lineage: Eukaryota; Metazoa; Chordata; Actinopteri; Osteoglossiformes; Osteoglossidae. The record is from RefSeq and is a predicted model, not a curated record. The transcript is spliced from 6 exons. Bases 1 to 1320 code for a protein of 439 amino acids.
AUGGACCCAGCAGUGGCUGAACGUCUGCAAAAUGAUCUGGACGCGCUGCGGCGCAUUCUAAACCCGGUAUUGCAACCAGAGCCCAUAAAUACGCAAGCCUCCUUGCAGCUCCAGGUAUCGCCACCAGAUGUCGCCAACUCUCCAUCUGUGGAUGUUCUGAGGAACAGGAGCUGGAUCGAGUACACCUGGCUCCUGUUGAAAGGCAGCGACGUUUCCAAGAGGGCCUGUGCCUUUAGUGUGGAGGAGCCGGGCAUUACCUACCUGCCUGCCCAAAGUGAUCUGUGGCAAAGGGAUCGCAAGCUAGACAACCCCAGGGGUCGAGUUUACACGCUGUUGCUGUCCGAGCAGAAGGCUAUGGAGGCAUACUCAGAGCAUAGGGCCAUCGACUUCACCAAGGAUGGUCCCAAGCCCGAUUUCAAGCCCGGCUGUGAAAGGUGGAAGGUUGGACGAGAUCAAGGCCCAGAAUGCGGUCAUCACAUCUACGACUAUGAUGCCCAAUACUGUGCCCCAGACAACCACCAGAUCUAUUACGACUGUAAAGACCACUACUACGCCCCGCACGACCACCGGAUCUACAACCACUGCGAGGACCACUACCACGCCCCGCACGACCAUCGGAUCUACAACCACUGCGAGGACCACUACCACGCCCCGCACGACCACCACAUCUACAACCACUGUGAGGACCACUACCACGCCCCGCACGACUACCAGAUCUACAACCACUGCAAGUACCACUUCUACGCCCAGCACGACCACCAGAUCUACAACCACUGCGAGUACCACUACCACGCCCCGCACGACCACCACAUCUACAACCACUGCGAGUACCACUUCUACGCCACGCACGACUACCACAUCUACAACCACUGCAAGUACCACUUCUACGCCCAGCACGACCACCAGAUCGACAACCACUGCGAGUACCACUACUACGCCCCGCACGACCACAAAAUCUACAACCACUGCGAGUACCACUACUACGCCACGCACGACUACCACAUCUACAACCACUGCGAGGACUACUACCACACCCAGUACGACCACCAGAUCAACAACCACUGCGAGUACCACUACAACGCCACGUAUGACCACAAAAUCCACAACCACUGCGAGGACCACUACCACGCCCAGCACGACCACCAGAUCUACAACCACUGCGAGGACCACUACUACGCCCCGCACGACCACCAGAUCUACAACCACUGCGAGUACCACUACCACGCCCCGCACAACCACCAGAUCUACCACCACUGCAAGUACCACUACUACGCCCCUAACCACCACAACACCUACAACCACUUCAGAGACAACAAGUGAGCCACCAGCCACCACCACACCUUCAACCACUUCGGAGAGCACUACCGAGCCACCACCCGACAC